AUGGAUCGCAGUCUCGACGAGAUUCUCGCAGAGCGCAAGGGCGGCCAAUCUGGCGGCGGCUCGCGAGGCUCCCGAGGAGGUCAACGGCGCCGUGACAGGCAGGAUAACUAUCCGCGCGACGGCAUAAGAAAGGUGCGCUAUCUUCUGCGUGAACUCACUCGUCGUGGUCAGGACAUUAACUCUUACCGCGACGAAGCUCCUCGUAACCUGGACUCCGAAUCCCGAGGCGCAAAGAUCCGCGUCGAAAACGUCCACUACGAGCUUACGGAGGAAGAUUUGAGCGGCCUAUUCGAAAAGAUCGGUCCCAUCGCUAAGCUCGAGCUGGUCUACGACCGUGCCGGACGGUCUGAGGGCGUGGCUUAUGUCACCUACCAGACCUACGAAGACGCCAAGCAGGCAGUUCGGGAGUACGACGGCGCCAAUGCUGCAGGCCAACCCAUCCGAAUGACCAUCGUGCCGCUGGGCAGUGGCGGUCGUCGCAAUCCCUUUGACACGGCCGUCAAGCCCGGCCGCCCUCUGGCGGAGCGCAUCACAGCACCAGGUGGAAGACGCAGCCGCUCGCUGUCGCCCGGCCGAGACCUCGAAGAUGAUGCCGCCCGCAGGGGCAUCGACAGAUAUGUUCCCGGCAGACGCUCGCGCUCGCGCAGUCCCCAGCCGCGGGGUCGUCGUACCGGUGGUGGCGGUGGCGGCGGCGGUGGUGGUCGCCGGCCCGGUGACCGGAGGGGUGGCGAUCGGCGUGGUGGCCCGCGCGGAGAGGGCGGAGAGCGGGAGCGCAAUGGCGGAGGCCGCGGUCGGGACGGACGGCCCAAGAAGACGCAGGAGGAGCUGGAUGCCGAGAUGAAUGACUACUUCAAUGCGCCGGCACGUGCGGCUGCACAGGGUCAGGCGGAGGGCGAGAACCAGAAUGGCAAGGCGCACGAUGAUGAUGUCGACAUGAUUGAGUGA
Thyridium curvatum is the source of this 945-nucleotide messenger RNA. RefSeq lists its product as uncharacterized. The record is from RefSeq and is a predicted model, not a curated record. The coding region runs from base 1 to 945 and encodes 314 amino acids. Gene Ontology annotation, biological process: mRNA export from nucleus. The transcript is spliced from 6 exons. Gene Ontology annotation, molecular function: mRNA binding. Gene Ontology annotation, cellular component: nucleus. Lineage: Eukaryota; Fungi; Ascomycota; Sordariomycetes; Thyridiales; Thyridiaceae.